UGAAAGUGUGUUGAACUCAAAGUCAUGCUGGAAGUGCAUCAGGUAGAGGUAGCAGCAAUCUCUGGGUAGCAUUUGACGAUAUUGAAGUCACAUACCUUUGUCAAGCAGUGGCACGGAGCUAAUAAAGAGGGUAUGUUAGAGGAAAUGGUUGUUUUGAAUAACUGAAGAAAGGACAGGGAGUUAUUAAACAUUUGCAUUUACAACAGCUUCUGCAGGAGACUGGAAUUGCAGAGACAAACAAGAGCUCUGUUUUCAGAAGAGUCUGGGAGCGUUGAAUCAAACUGGAGUUUCAAUUCAUCAAGAAACAGUGGAAUAUUUCACCACCGCAGCUCAGUGGUUAGAGUCCUGUGUGGAUUCUAACACCCUGUUUGUUGAGGAAGGAUCUGCUACACAUUCACUGUCUCCACCUGGGAGCUUGGACUGCCGUAUACGGAGAGUAAUAUAUAGCCUAUGUAAAACUGGAGAUAUGGCAAAUAGCUCCAUCGAAAGUUAUGUGCAGCUGUUCCAGAUAACCGUGUACAUUCCCACAUUUGUCCUGGGAUUGCUGUUCAAUGUGAUGGCUUUGUGGUUUGCCUUUUGUAAGAUCAGGAAGCUGACAGAAUCAAUAAUCUACCUGGUGUCACUUAUUACUCUGGAUACCUUACUGCUGUUUACCCUUCCUUUUAAAAUCAUUUCCUAUGGUUCCCAGAACAAAUGGAACUUGGGGUUUGCAUUCUGCUCAUUCCUGGAAAGUCUCUAUUUUGCGAACAUGUAUGGGAGCAUUCUCAUCUCUGCAUGUAUAUGUGUGGACAGAUAUAUCGCCAUCCGACAUCCAUUCUUAGCCAUUUCCCUGAGAUCCACCAAGAAAGCUGCUAUGGUCUGUUCCAUCAUCUGUGUGGGUGUCUGGGCUGGAACUUCUUUUACUUACCAAUUCUAUGAUAACACACCCACGACGUGCUUCUAUGGCUUCUCUAAUAAAAUAUGGCAAAACCCAGCUGUGCUUGUCAUCUUGGAGACUGCAUUUUUUGGCAGCCUGAUAGCAAUGAUCUUCUGCACAGUUCAGAUCAUCAUAUGCUUGAAACGGAGCAGAAGGCCAGACGAUCCCCUUACUGACACAAGUAAAUCAGUGAAGAUAGUCAUGGCAAACCUAGCCACAUUUGUCGUCUGUUUCACCCCUUUCCAUGUGAUGUUCUUCUUGUAUUAUUUGGUAAAAAAAGGGGUCAUCACAAGCAAUCUUCAGCAAAUCAUACGCUCUUUUGUUCAGAUCAGCCUCUGCUGGGCUAACCUCAACUGCUGCUUGGACGCAAUUUGCUAUUAUUUUGUCCUUAAGGAGUUUUUGAAAUCCCCACCUCAGGAGACCAAGAUAACAACCAACGUUAGUUAAUCAAAGUGCUGU
Caretta caretta (loggerhead turtle) is the source of this 1375-nucleotide messenger RNA. Lineage: Eukaryota; Metazoa; Chordata; Testudines; Cheloniidae. The record is from RefSeq and is a predicted model, not a curated record.